GCUAUUGAACUGCUUCUCCGAUCGAGUAUUCUUUCACACAUUGCAUCGCUAUGUCUCAACUAUUGUCCAACGUCAAAACACUCUGCAAACCAAUCCGAAAGUAGAAAAGGUGACAUGUAAAAGUGACAGAAAUUGUUAAAGCGUCGUAAACUCGCGUGUCCACGAAGUCUGGCUGACGCAGACAUCGCGAUGUAGACAUAAAUUAUUACGAAUUCAAAGUCGUGUUACUAUAACGUUCAAAUAAAAAUAAAAUACAUAUAUGUAUUCAUUUAUUGAAACACAACAUGGAUGAAACAAAAAACUACAAAAACUUAGUAUUAACGGUUAAAAAAUACCCUGCACUAUACGAUCUCAGUUGCAACAACUACCACAACAGAGUUGUACGAAAUAAAAUAUGGAAAGCAGUGGCGCAAGAACUGAGCGCUUCCGCCGCAGAAUGCAAGGAGAAAUGGAAGAAUCUACGCGCCAGUUUCACCAGACACUUGAGAAAUCAAAACACGGUGAAUUCGAAAUCGAAGAAACGAUAUUACAUGGCCGAUUACAUGGAUUUCCUCCUUCCCUACAGCAAAUUUCGCAGGCCGGAUGACAGUUUGAACGAAGAAAGAGCAAUAGCGGGAGAGAUUUGGAACGAUGAGACCGCCUCGGACACGUCCUCUAAUUACAAGAAAUUAAACAAAUCAGAACAGAAGAUGCUAGAGCCAGACAGAGAUAAUGAUACAAGAAACGAAGAGCAUGCAUUCUCUCAAAGCAAACCGAUCAAACUCGAAGACAGCUUGCAGACGCACAGUUGCUUGGAUAAUUGUAUCCUCACGAGUAGACAAGAUCACGACGAAUCAGUCAACGAUGCUGACUUGUUGUUCUUUAAAAGUUUGUUACCAGACGUGCGACAAAUGACUAGACAAGAGAAGAGAAACUUCAAGAUAUCCGUCUUGGAUCUGAUUAAUAAAAUAUUGGAUGAGAAAGAAUCGUCAAUGCCCGUGGUGAAUGACAAUUUCUGUUCUAUGAUACAAAAUCAAGACGAUGAAAAAGUAGAUUAG
Messenger RNA from Habropoda laboriosa, 1037 nucleotides. Its product is annotated as transcription factor Adf-1-like. Gene Ontology annotation, biological process: regulation of transcription by RNA polymerase II. Gene Ontology annotation, molecular function: DNA binding. Gene Ontology annotation, cellular component: transcription regulator complex; nucleus. Bases 285 to 1037 code for a protein of 250 amino acids. The record is from RefSeq and is a predicted model, not a curated record. Lineage: Eukaryota; Metazoa; Arthropoda; Insecta; Hymenoptera; Apidae. The transcript is spliced from 3 exons.